CUCUGCGAAGAAUAAACCAUGGCACUGUUUUUUCUCUUAAAAUCCACCUAUUCUUUUGGCACUUUUUCUAUCUUGAGAUCUUGUCUCAAAACCCUUUGAAAAAAGAGUUCUCGAUUCGAAAGCAAAGUCUAGAUUUCCCCCAAAACUCAGUCGAGAAUCUCGUACCAAAAUUUCAUGGAAAAUAAAUAAUCCUAUUCUCCUUCUUCCUAAUGGUGAAGUAGUUUAUUUCUACUAAUUUUUCCCAGCUUUUCUCUACAAAAUCUCUUCUUUGUUCUAUAUCCAUAAAAAAAAAAAAAAUCUGUUCUGUUCUCGAUAAACCCUUCAAAGGAGGCAUUUUUAUGGCAGUUCCGGAGGAAACUGUGGUUCUGAUCACAGGAUGCUCUGAGGGCGGUAUUGGAUAUGCGCUUGCCCGGGCCUUUGCUGCAGAGGGAUGCCUUGUUGUUGCGACGAGCCGGUCUCUGAACUCCAUGAAAAGCCUCGAGGAUGAUUCCAGGUUCUUUCUCCAAGAGAUCGAUGUUCUCUCGGAGGAAAGCAUUCGGAGAGCUUUGACAAACACAUUGGAGAAGUUUGGCCGGAUUGAUGUUCUUAUAAACAAUGCCGGGGUUCACUUGGUUGCGCCACUCGCCGAGGUUCCGAUGUCUUCUUUCGAGCAUGUCUUCAGUACUAAUGUCUAUGGUCCCAUGAGGUUAAUUCAAGCUGUAGUUCCCCACAUGGUAACGAGGAGAAAGGGUAAGAUAGUAAAUGUGGGAAGUAUUACUGCCUUGGCUCCUGGACCAUGGGCAGGUGUUUAUUCGGCAUCGAAAGCUGCUCUUCAUGCAUUAACUGAUACUUUGAGAUUGGAACUCCAAACUUUUGGCAUCAGUGUCAUAAAUAUAGUUCCUGGUGCUAUCAGAUCAAACUUGGGAAAUUCUUCAAUAGCUACCUACAGCCGGAUGCCCGAAUGGAAGUUCUACAAACCAUUUGAGGCUUCAAUCCGAGCAAGGACUGAUAUCUCUCAGGGCCCCGGGUCUGCACCAGCAGAAGAGCUUGCAAAAAAGACUGUUGCAUUGGUACUCAAGAAGAACUCACCAGCAUGGUUCUCUUAUGGCCGUUUCUCUACAAUUCUAGCAAUCCUCUACUACCUCCCACUAUCUAUUAGAGACUACUUCUAUAGGAAGGCUUUGAAAUGUUAAAUGGGGUGUUUGCUUCUCUAUAGUUCAAUGGAGUUAAAGUGGUAAUGUAGGUAGGCAUGUAAAUGGUCUUGGAGCAGAUCAUCUCCGUGCGGAGUAUUAGAGCACUGUAAUGUUGUGGUUCAUGCUGUAACCAAAAGCAUGUGUUACUUAUAUAAGAAUGAUCGGUGUACUCAAUUACUCAUGCUUCUCUUUUAUUGCUUUGGUUGGUCA
Messenger RNA from Phoenix dactylifera (date palm), 1382 nucleotides. RefSeq names its product short-chain dehydrogenase RED1. Gene Ontology annotation, molecular function: oxidoreductase activity. Lineage: Eukaryota; Viridiplantae; Streptophyta; Magnoliopsida; Arecales; Arecaceae. The record is from RefSeq and is a predicted model, not a curated record. Gene Ontology annotation, cellular component: endoplasmic reticulum.